This is a messenger RNA of Cryptomeria japonica (Japanese cedar), 2183 nucleotides long. Its product is annotated as signal recognition particle subunit SRP54, chloroplastic. The record is from RefSeq and is a predicted model, not a curated record. Gene Ontology annotation, cellular component: signal recognition particle. The transcript is spliced from 14 exons. NCBI's taxonomy places the organism in Eukaryota, Viridiplantae, Streptophyta, Pinopsida, Cupressales, Cupressaceae. Gene Ontology annotation, biological process: SRP-dependent cotranslational protein targeting to membrane. Gene Ontology annotation, molecular function: ATP hydrolysis activity; 7S RNA binding; GTP binding. The coding region runs from base 171 to 1778 and encodes 535 amino acids.
AAAAUUACAAACCUCUUGACGAUUUAAAAGGCCUCCUUGUUGGAUAUCCCGGGUUCUGACACCACAAUGGAUUCCACUUGAAGAUAAGUGAUUAUGGGGAAAAAUAGGGGUGGCAAAUGGAGAUUAAAGAGUAGAAGAGGAACGCAGGUGUAAGUGUAGAAGAAAUUGCAAUGGCGGCACUCAUCCACAACCACUCCCUCAUUUAUCCUCAAUUCCCUCGUCUGAGUAGGACGACUGGCAAUGGUCAUGCACAGUCCCUCUCUUUAUCCUCGUACUCGUCCUCGUCCUCCUCCCUAUUCUCUGUUAACUCGUUUGUAAUGCAGAACAAAUGGGGAGUUGUUAAGACAAGGAAAGGGAGUAUGGUCGUGAGAGCAGAAAUGUUUGGGCAGUUGACAAGCAGUCUUGAAGAAGCCUGGUCUAAGCUCCGGAAACAAGAUGUUUUGACGAGGGAGAACAUUGCUGAGCCCAUGCGGGAUAUCCGAAGAGCUCUUUUAGAAGCAGAUGUGAGCUUGCCAGUGGUACGAAGGUUUGUGAAGGUGGUGACAGAUGAAGCCAUUGGUGUUGGUGUUAUUCGAGGCGUGAAACCAGAUCAGCAAUUAGUAAAGGUGGUGAACGAUGAGCUGAUCAAAUUAAUGGGAGGACAGGUUGCAGAACUUGAGUUUGCAAAAGCUGGACCUACAGUGAUAUUGAUGGCAGGUUUACAGGGUGUGGGGAAAACAACAGCUUCUGCAAAGUUGGCCCUCUAUCUCAAGAAGAAAGGAAAGAGUUGCAUGUUGGUUGCGGCUGAUGUAUAUAGACCUGCUGCUAUUGAUCAACUUGUAAUUCUUGGAAAGCAGGUGGAAGUCCCUGUAUAUGAAGCAGGGAUUAAUAUAACACCAAUGGAAAUAGCAAAGCAGGGUUUGGAAGAGGCAAAGAAGAAGAAUAUGGAUGUGGUUAUUGUGGACACUGCGGGAAGACUGCAGGUAGACAAAACCAUGAUGGAUGAAUUGAAGCAAGUUAAGAAGGCUGUGAAUCCUACAGAGGUUCUGCUUGUAGUUGAUGCAAUGACUGGCCAAGAAGCUGCAGCUUUGGUGGCGGCAUUUAAUCUUGAGAUUGGAAUCACUGGUGCCAUAUUGACUAAGCUUGAUGGCGAUUCUAGGGGUGGUGCAGCUCUUAGUGUUCGAGAGGUAUCUGGAAAACCCAUCAAAUUUGUUGGGCAAGGAGAACGCAUGGAAGAUCUUGAACCUUUCUAUCCUGAUCGCAUGGCUAGCCGCAUCUUAGGAAUGGGAGAUGUUCUCACAUUUGUGGAAAAGGCGCAGGAAGUUAUGAAACAAGAAGAGGCAGAGGAAUUAGAAAAGAAGAUCAUGCAGUCGAAAUAUGAUUUUAAUGACUUCCUUAAGCAGACCCGUUUUGUUGCACGCAUGGGUUCUAUGAAUCGUGUGAUUGGAAUGAUCCCAGGGAUGGGGAAGGUAACCCCUGCACAGAUUCGUGAGGCAGAGAAGAGUCUGAAAAUUGUAGAAUCAAUGAUCAAUGCAAUGACUGAAGAAGAAAGAGAAAACCCCGAGUUGUUAGCAGCAUCUCCUGCUAGAAAAAGAAGAAUUGCUCAAGAUUCUGGCAGGACACCACAGCAGGUGACCCAACUUGUUGCUCAACUUUUCCAAAUGCGGGCUCGCAUGAAAAAUUUAAUGGGCUCCAUGAAAGGCGGAACUGCUCCUACCCUUGAAAACCUCAAUGAAUCCCUUAAAGUAUCACAGAAGGUGCCUCUAGGAAAAGCAAAGCGAAGGAGGAAUAGAGUAUGAUGGAUAAAAUGACGUCUUUAGGGAUUUAUUCUAAUCGCUCGAGAAAAAUCGAUUGUUCUACUAUAAUAUCCCUCAUUUACCUAACAUGUAUACAAGGGUCCUAGUCCCUUACAAAACCAAGCACACGAGGGAUGCAUAAUAUCAUUGUUCUUUUCCAAAAAGCAAUAAUAUUCUGUAUAAUAUUGUAAGAAAAUACUUUUGAAAAAUGAACUCAUGAGGAGUGCAAUGAAAGGCAGUUAAGACAUUCUAACACUCCCAAUGUUUGGAGACUAAGAUUUAAAAGCAUGAUACACCGAUUAAAAAAAAAUGAUUUAAAAGCAUAAUACCAUUCUAGGAUAUUAAUUGCAUUUAUUUUUAUUGUCAAACUCCAAAGCGAAUAAAAUAAAAUAACAUAUCAAGAUUCAA